This is a messenger RNA of Rhinopithecus roxellana (golden snub-nosed monkey), 1698 nucleotides long. RefSeq names its product laminin subunit alpha-3-like. Lineage: Eukaryota; Metazoa; Chordata; Mammalia; Primates; Cercopithecidae. The transcript has 9 exons. Gene Ontology annotation, cellular component: basement membrane. Gene Ontology annotation, biological process: axon guidance. Bases 232 to 1698 code for a protein of 488 amino acids. The record is from RefSeq and is a predicted model, not a curated record.
AGUUCCUGAUCCGGCGGGUGCCCGCUCCAGCCGCGGCAGGUUCCCGAGCUGAGCGGCUACCCCCACGCCGCGGGCUUCCAGCGCGUGGAGCAAGGGGAGCGGCCCCGGCGCAGUCCAUACCCGCGGCUGCGCUAGUCCCGGCGCUGUAGGUCGGGGAGGCGCGGGCGGAGAGCGGCGGUGCCCCCGAGCCCCUCUGCGGACGGCGCAGGCGGGAGGAUCCUGCGCGGCGGGAUGGCGGCGGCCGCGCGGCCUCGGGGUCGGGCACCGGGGCCAGUCCUGCCGCCGACGCCGCUGCUGCUGCUGCUGCUGCUAGUGCUGCCAGCCUGGGGGGCGACCGCUCGGGAUCCCGGGGCCGCGGUCGGGCUCAGCCUUCACCCUCCUUACUUCAACCUGGCCGAGGCAGCGAGGAUUUGGGCCACCGCCACCUGCGGGGAGAGGGGACCCGGCGAGAGGAGGCCCCGGCCCGAGCUCUACUGCAAGUUGGUCGGGGGCCCCACCGCCCCAGGCAGCGGCCACACCAUCCAGGGCCAGUUCUGUGACUAUUGCAAUUCUGAGGACCCCAGGAAAGCACAUCCUGUCACCAAUGCCAUUGAUGGAUCUGAACGUUGGUGGCAAAGCCCUCCCCUGUCCUCAGGCACACAGUACAACAGAGUCAACCUCACCUUGGAUCUGGGGCAGCUCUUCCAUGUGGCCUACAUUUUAAUCAAAUUUGCAAAUUCUCCUCGCCCUGAUCUUUGGGUCUUGGAAAGAUCUGUAGAUUUUGGAAGCACCUACUCACCAUGGCAAUACUUUGCUCAUUCUAAAGUAGACUGUUUAAAAGAAUUCGGGCGGGAGGCAAAUAUGGCUGUCACCCAGGAUGAUGAUGUACUUUGUGUUACUGAAUAUUCCCGUAUUGUACCUUUGGAAAAUGGUGAGGUUGUGGUGUCCUUGAUAAACGGUCGUCCAGGUGCAAAAAAUUUUACUUUCUCUCACACCCUGAGGGAGUUUACCAAGGCAACAAACAUCCGCUUGCGUUUUCUUCGAACCAAUACGCUUCUUGGACACCUCAUCUCCAAAGCCCAGCGAGAUCCAACUGUCACUCGGCGGUAUUAUUACAGCAUAAAGGACAUCAGCAUUGGUGGGCGGUGUGUUUGCAACGGCCAUGCUGAAGUGUGCGAUGCAAACAAUCCUGAAAAACUGUUUCGGUGUCAGUGCCAGCACCACACCUGUGGGGAGACGUGUGAUCGCUGCUGCACAGGGUACAAUCAGAGGCGCUGGCGGCCCGCUGCCUGGGAGCAGAGCCACGAGUGUGAAGCAUGCAACUGCCACGGCCAUGCCAGUGAUUGUUACUAUGAUUCAGAUGUUGAGCGGCAGCAGGCAAGCUUGAAUACCCAGGGCAUCUAUGCUGGUGGAGGGGUCUGCAUUAACUGUCAGCACAACACAGCGGGAGUAAACUGUGAACAGUGUGCUAAGGGCUAUUACCGCCCUUAUGGGGUUCCAGUGGAUGCCCCUGAUGGCUGCAUCCGUAAGUUUCAUUUCAAGUUGGUGUAUCUUAGUCUGUGUGUACUGCCUCAACGAAGUCAUCAGGCUAACUUUGGAUCAGUUAAUAACUUCCUUCAUGCCUUCUCUCUUCAGAGUAUUAGUUGUGCUCGCUAUGUGACCUCAGUCACUUACACAGUCUCUUUGAAUUUUGGAUUUAUUGCAUGUAAAUGGAAAUGA